AUGCCCAGGCUAACCUCCUUCAUCUUCAAAGGCUUCUUCGAUUUGACUGUCUCACUGACCUCACAGUGGCAUCAUCCAGACUCUAGGCGUAUGGCACGGGUCGGAACUUUCGAUAUCGAAUCAGAUGUAAACCCAGUUGAUAGGAUGAUCUGGUGGUCUACAAAUGCGACCAUCAAAGACGGCAACGAAACGCAACGUACCGCACCGUCACUGGAGAUCGACGACACCGAUGGAGGGCGAAAGGUCUCCAAGAUCGGUCCUCUCCUGGCCCACCUGGCGCGACCGCAACUGUUCCGCUCUUGCAUCUGGUCUGCCUCAGAUUACAGUCAACGUCAACAGGGGCCUGCCAAUCGUUUUCUAGGGGGCACUGGUGGUACUCGGUGCGGAGGCAGAGACGGGACAGGCAUGCACCCGGCAGACUGGCAUGAUGAUGAGGAGAUGCGGCACGAGAUCAGCGGAAGUCAAGGAACCUAA
Messenger RNA from Colletotrichum costaricense, 474 nucleotides. RefSeq lists its product as uncharacterized. Lineage: Eukaryota; Fungi; Ascomycota; Sordariomycetes; Glomerellales; Glomerellaceae. The record is from RefSeq and is a predicted model, not a curated record. The transcript is spliced from 4 exons. Bases 1 to 474 code for a protein of 157 amino acids.